UUCCUGGUGCGCAAUUCUCGCGACGUGAGCCUGCUCAUCAGAGCGGUGUUGCUCUACAUGCACUCCUUCCCGGGUCCGCGGCACAAGUACGUGAGCAGGCAUGCCGCCAUCGCGUGGUUCGGAGCGAACUUCGCCUUCAACACCUUUUACUGCCUCAGUUAUGCCCAUCACUUUUUCUCAGAUACCUGGAGUGUCGCGUUCUAUGUUUUGAACGACCUGCUGCCAAACGUGCUCAUCAGUGCGGCGCAGGACUCAUUCCUGCACGUCGUGUCGGCCAACGUAGACUUCUUGGCGACCAUCGCGGACGGCGUGCACGAGCACGCCGCCUCGCUGUCGCGCCUGGCCGCGGCCGGAUCUGUUAUUGCCCCCAGCGCGCCCUGCUCACCGACCUGCGCCACGCACUGCGGCCGGGGCCGGGCCCGCGUGCUCCUGGGCGAGCAGGGCGACGUCUUUCUGGACGGCCUGCGCGCGCUCAGGGUGCGCUACCAGAGCGUCCAGGACGCGGUACACGCGACCAACUGGGUCUACGGAGGCUUCAACCUGUUCGCCGGCACGGCCACGUUGUUCAGCGGGGUGGUGUUCCUGUACUCCGGGGUGAUGCUCACCAUCACGUUCGCCGGGGUGCUGGGCGACUACGAGGAUCCACUUCCCCUUGACUCGUUCGAAGGGGACUGCUGCCUGGCAUUAGGCACAAUGCAGAUCGCCCAGCUUCUAUUCAUGUGCGCCAUAGGAGAACAGAUGAGUUCGGAGCGUUUUAGGAUCUCGAGCGCCUUGGAGACGGGAUUGGCUCGUCAUCCAGGCAUAGACCCUCGGGUCGAGCGAGAGAUUCAAUGGUUUAUCCGCCAAACACAGAUGCAGGAAAUUCGAUUUGGAGCGUUCGAUCUCUUGUAUUUCGAUUUGAAAACUAUGAAGAGAAUCGUUGCCGCCAUCAUGACAAAUAUUGUCAUUUUAGUGCAAUUUUCUGCACUUUCAGCUCAAAGCAAACACAGAGAGCCAUAGUAUUGAACCACAUAUAGUGUUAUUGGGCUUCGUCCAACCAAAUAUUCUUAAACAAAACUAUACCAAAAGAGGCCUCCUGUCUCCCGAUCGUGCCCCACAGGUUGGGGGAGGGGCAGCGAGGUAAGGGAUCAUCCACAAAGUACGUCCGUGAUUCGCUGUUCCAAAACUGCCAAGUUCAUCCUGUGCUAGCUCUCGGAGCGCCUGGUGGGUAGGCAACUUCUCGUAUGUAGUGCAUGUGUGUUGUGCGGGCUGGCCUACCUUGAGCCUCGCAGGCGCUCAUUUCCCUCUUUCGCUGAACGAAUCUUAGAAAAAUCGGACGUACUUUCUGGAUGGUCCCUAAGGCACCGCCGUACCAUCGCUGUGGUCCAGGCGGCGGGCAGAUCGUCGGCUGUGCGAAAAAGGAAGGGGGAGCUUCGUGGACACGUCGAGGGCACUGUCUGUCUGUUUAACAGCUGUUUAACGCCGUUUUGAGGCAGGCCCCAAGACUGUCUCACCGGGAAGGUCUCACUCCAUACACGGUGGUCCGCUCCUCUAGCCCCGUUCUUUCUUUCUGGUUAUACUGUUGUUGUACCGGACCGGACAAGGUGGAUCCACCUUGGUACCGGAUGCAGGCGUGCGAGUGGGCUUGCCUGUUAGCGCUCACCUGCGCGCCUUACAGCGCCGUGC
Messenger RNA from Frankliniella occidentalis (western flower thrips), 1665 nucleotides. RefSeq lists its product as uncharacterized. The coding region runs from base 58 to 999 and encodes 313 amino acids. The transcript has 5 exons. Lineage: Eukaryota; Metazoa; Arthropoda; Insecta; Thysanoptera; Thripidae. The record is from RefSeq and is a predicted model, not a curated record. Gene Ontology annotation, biological process: sensory perception of taste. Gene Ontology annotation, cellular component: membrane.